Molecule: messenger RNA, 1807 nt
Organism: Octopus sinensis (East Asian common octopus)
Lineage: Eukaryota; Metazoa; Mollusca; Cephalopoda; Octopoda; Octopodidae
Product: inactive peptidyl-prolyl cis-trans isomerase FKBP6-like
Exons: 14
Coding region: 48-1502 (484 amino acids)
Molecular function (GO): protein binding; peptidyl-prolyl cis-trans isomerase activity
Source: RefSeq, a predicted model, not a curated record
GGGGACAUAACUAGCCACGAGCUUCAGUCCACGUUUGGCCGUCGACCAUGGAAGGUCUUCUAAAUGCCAGUGACAAUAAGAUGGAGCUGAAGGAUGCAAUCAAUUUAUCGGAUCUUCGAGAAAGCUCCGAGGCCAUGUUUGAACUGAAGAAAGGUGAAAUUCAAAAUGAUUCUGAGCUUCAAGACCUGGAAGGUGGUGACCGCUGGAAUCACGAGGACUUCAAGAACUUGUACAACGAUAUAGCAUUUGACAAUGACAUCAUCACAAUGCCAUACGCGGAGCAAGCCCUCAACAUGACCGACAUAUCUGGAGAUGGAGGUGUCCGCAAGAUCAAGGUUAGGUCUGGACAAGGACCUCUCGUACCAUCCGAUGCUGUCGUCCAAGUGCAUUACACGGGGUUCUUUGAAUUUGCUGAUGAGCCCUUCGAUUCCAGCAGACUGAGGGGGGAAGUCUUCAAGUUCCGGCUAAGAAAAGAUAUGGUAAUCCCAGGCUGGGUGAUAGCUGUGACCACCAUGCAGGUUGGAGAGCUGUCGCGGUUUCUAAUCAGCCCCGAGUAUGGAUUUGGUGACUUUGGGUGUCCACCGAGGAUCCCCCAGUCCAUCACAGCUCUCUUUGAGAUUGAACUCUUGUCCUUUGUCGAAGACGCUGGCAUUGAAGAUUAUUUUCAAAUGACGGAAGAAGAGAAAAGUCAGAUUCCAUUUGACCAAAUCCUAAAGAUUGCCAACAUGGAGAAAUCGUUUGGUACAGAAUUCUUUAAUGCCAAGAAAAUUCGAAAGUCUUACAACAAAUACCGUUUGGCCCUUCUGGUACUCGACGAGUAUGUGACGUGCAACAGUGAAGAGGAACGUCAGAUCCAAGGGUUACGCCUUUUGGUUCUCCUAAACAUGGCCCUCUGUUGUCUCCGUCUCAACAAUGCCACCAAGGCCAUCACAUACUGCCAGAAAGCUCUGGCAAUUGACAAGAACAACGCUAAGGCGUUUUACAGAUUGGGACAGGCAUACCAGAUGCUGGGCAAAUACGACGAGGCAGUCACCAACCUGAAGCUGGCUCAGAAGUUGCGGCCAACAGAUCCGAAUGUUUCACAACAACUGCAGAAACUGCACAGUGAUGUCCUCCAAUACAAAGAAGACGAGAAAGCAAUGUACAAGAAAAUGUUUUGCCAAACCACAAAGAAAUCACAGUCAUCUUUAUUUCCUUCGAAUCGGGAGAACAUGGUUCAGGAAUCGGACGAGAAAGUUGUCGAAGUUUCUGAAGAAUUUAAAGAAAACGUCAACAAGUACCUUAAGAACUUCCUCUCAGACAAUUGCCGGAGUGAGUGUCCAAUGCCAGCCUCCAGUAUGACCGUGGCCGAGAUAGCCUAUGUCCUCGAAAUGGUUGACGAUAUGAAACUCACAGCUGUACAGACUGGUUCGGGUGAGAACAUCCAGAUCGAAAUCCGUAAGAACCGCAACAACACGAGCAACAACAGGAGAGUGAAGAAGCGUGAAACGGUGUGGCGGUGAAUUGUUACGAGGUAGGAGACGCACAGACAGACAACUGUGAUUACACAUCUCCACACAUACAUGCUUAAAUAUGCAUACACACACUGUGUGUGUGUGUAUAUAUUCACAUACAUACUCGUAUAUAUGUAUAAAAUUAAUACACAGCUGAAAGAUAUACAGAAUAGUUUCAUGCUAUUAUGGUACUGUAUAUGGAUUUACAGAUUAUGCCGUUUGUGUUAAAGCUAUCUUUCAGGUGCUGUUUAUGAAUUAUAAGAUACUAGCAGUAUCGCCCGGCGUUGCUCGGGUUUGUAAGGGAAAUAACUAUA